UAGUGUGUUAUAACAACAACGAGAAACGAAACUGCACAUAAACAGCAGAGCAUAUCGAGCACCAGAAAGUAAGAGCUCACCGAGGAAGAAGACGACGAUGGGCGGUCAAGGAGAUGUCACGGUGUUGGGCACAGUGGUGAGCCCGUUCGCGCUCCGCGUACGCAUGGCGCUGUACCUCAAGGGCGUCGGCCUACGAGUACCUGGAGCGAACGUGUUCGACAAGGGCGAGCUCCUCGUGGCGUCCAACCCGGUGCACAAGAAGGUCCCCGUGCUCAUCCACGGCGGCAAGCCCGUCCGCGAGUCGGUCGCCAUCGUGCGGUACGUCGAUGAGUUCCGGAGCGGCGCCGGGUUCGCCUCGAUCCUCCCCGCCGACCCCUACGACCGCGCCGUCGCUCGCUUCUGGGCAGCCUACGUCGACGACAAGCUGGUCGCUGCGGUGUUAGGCAUCUUGCGCGCGGCGACGGAGGAGGAGAGAGAUGAGAAGGUCGAGGCCGCGCACGCGGUGGUCGCGCCCAUGGAGGAGGCCUUCGCCACGUGCUCGAAGGGUAAGGCUUUCUUCUCCGGCGGCGACUCCGUCGGGUACCUCGACCUCGCGCUCGGGUGCCACCUGUUCGGCUUGAAACGCUUCGGUCGAUGUUCGGCGUGACCGUCAUCGACGCCGGCAGGACUCCGCAAUUGGCCGCGUGGGCUGAGAGGUUCCUGGAUACCAAGGCGGCCAAGGAAGUGACGCCGCCCACUAACAGCGUGGAGGAGUACGCC
Molecule: messenger RNA, 759 nt
Organism: Lolium rigidum
Lineage: Eukaryota; Viridiplantae; Streptophyta; Magnoliopsida; Poales; Poaceae
Product: probable glutathione S-transferase GSTU6
Exons: 1
Coding region: 98-646 (182 amino acids)
Biological process (GO): glutathione metabolic process
Cellular component (GO): cytoplasm
Molecular function (GO): glutathione transferase activity
Source: RefSeq, a predicted model, not a curated record